ACGAGGAAAAGGAGAGCGCACACACCCACCGAAGUCGCCGCCUUCAAUCCUCGCCUUCUCUCUGUUCCUUUCUUCCUCCGGAUCGUGAUCGAUCCCCGUCACUUCUCUUCCCCUGAGGGCCUGAUCUCUCAUUGUCGCCGCCGUUCGCCGCCCGUCGGACGGCCGGCGAUGCAGCGCAGCGUAUUGGACUCCCUCGGGGUCGAGAUCAUCGGGGUCAUCUCCCCCGUCUCUAUAUGCAUGCUCCUCGUCGUCCUUCUCGUCUCCACCCUCUCCCCCUCCGCUUCCGACUCCGCCGCUGCUGCCGCCUCCGCUACCACCGCUGCCACCCUCGUCUAUGACGAGUCCCCUUCCGACCCUCCCGGCCGGCGGCUCGCCGGUGCUCUCCUCAACGCUGCCGCCUUCGUCGCCCUUAUCACCGCCGCUACGACCCUCCUCGUCGUCCUCUACUACUACCGCUUCACCGGCUUCCUCCGGAACUACGUCCGCUUCUCCGCCUUCUUCGUCCUCGCCUCCAUGGGCGGCUCCAUCCUCCUCUCCCUCCUCCGUGCCGCCGCUUUCCCCCUCGAUGCCGUCUCCGCACUUGUCCUCCUCCUCAACCUCUCCGCCGUUGGCGUCCCCGCCGUGCUCUCCCCUGCCGUGCCCGUUCUCCUCCGCCAGGCCUACCUCGUCGCCCUCGCCGUCAUCGUUGCCGCCUGGUUCGCUCGCCUCCCAGAGUGGACCACCUGGACCCUCCUCAUCGCCCUCGCCCUUUACGACCUCGCCGCCGUCCUCUGCCCCCGCGGCCCCCUUCGUGUCCUCGUCGAGCUCGCCUCCUCCCGCGACGAGGAGCUUCCUGCCCUCGUCUACGAGUCCCGCCCCGCAUCCGCCUCUGUCUCCCACGCCGUCGCCGCCCUUGGCUCCGUCGAGCUCCAGCCCGUGGAGCCCGCGCCCCCAAAUCCCACCUUGUCCAACCGAAACGUGGAUCCGGAUCGCACCAUUGUGGAGAUCGAGAGUCUCGAGGAGGAGACCUCGCCUCUCGUGCCGAACGAGCCAUCCAGCAGCGGCAGCGGCGACGCACGGCAACAAGACAUUGCUGCCGAGAGGGAAAGGGAGAGGGAGGGAGAGAGGAAUCAAGAUCCUUCCUCCUCCUCUUCGUUGCCGGGGCUUGCCUUCGAGAGUGAUGCCUUCGAUACAUCGAGGGGGAUCAGACUUGGCCUCGGGGAUUUCGUGUUCUACAGCGUGCUCGUAGGAAGAGCAGCAAUGUAUGAUUUAAUGACGGUUUAUGCUUGCUAUCUUGCGAUUAUUUCAGGGCUCGGAUGCACAUUGAUUCUGCUCUCCAUAUGCCGGCAUGCACUUCCUGCGUUGCCCAUCUCCAUCACAUUGGGCGUGGGGUUCUACUUCUUGACACGGUUGCUAUUGGAGCCAUUUGUCGUUGGAGCAUCAACGAGCCUGGUGAUGUUCUGACUGACCGCACUUGCUUGAUUUGUUCCUUCUUCUCAUAGUAGAUAUAUGUAAGGCUUGAUUGUUCAAGGAUACUGAUAUAUCAUAGAUGACUAAGUUUUUUCUUUUCCGAUACCA
Messenger RNA from Musa acuminata subsp. malaccensis (wild Malaysian banana), 1557 nucleotides. RefSeq names its product presenilin-like protein At1g08700. Lineage: Eukaryota; Viridiplantae; Streptophyta; Magnoliopsida; Zingiberales; Musaceae. Gene Ontology annotation, cellular component: plasma membrane; nucleus. The record is from RefSeq and is a predicted model, not a curated record. Gene Ontology annotation, molecular function: aspartic endopeptidase activity, intramembrane cleaving. Gene Ontology annotation, biological process: protein processing.